Phytophthora nicotianae INRA-310 is the source of this 153-nucleotide messenger RNA. RefSeq lists its product as hypothetical. The transcript has a single exon. Lineage: Eukaryota; Oomycota; Peronosporomycetes; Peronosporales; Peronosporaceae. The coding region runs from base 1 to 153 and encodes 50 amino acids. The record is from RefSeq and is a predicted model, not a curated record.
AUGGGAGGGCGGUGGUGUGAUGGUCCCGAUCUUCAGGACGUGUCCAUGAAAAUCCAUCGAGUGUACGACACGUUAGGCAAAUCGGUCAUGGCAACAAUCACAAAAGUACAUGCAAGUAAUUUGCUGGCCAUUGUACUACAACGAGAAAACUAA